CCGAAAAUAAAAUGAUCAGGUAUUGGAAACUAGAACUUGUGCCUACAGUGACAGCUAGUACAGAAUACAUUUAAAAAUCAGCUUUAUUGACGUGAAGCAGACUCCAAUCGAUGGUUAACGAGGAUCCCCGAUCGCGAAGCCGAAUUCAGUAGGAAAUCGAUAGUGCGCAUUGUAUUAUCGAUUUACAUUCGAGUUGAGUUGAAUAAGAGGUCUCCCAACCCUCCGCUCCCGCCAGUCCCGCCGCUAUUGCCUCUCUCCAGCAGCAGUUACAGAAGGAAAAGUGAAUAAUAUGAGUGUUUAGUGAAAGAAAAAAUAGGCGGCAUCUAUAAACAACAACACCAGCAGUCUAUAAACAGAGUGUGGUGAUGGCGUUCCCUGGCAGCUACAGUCUCAAGUGGCAUGGUCAUGCAGGACACUUAAACUCCUCAAUAUCCGGCCUGUAUCGAUCAGACGCAUUUACUGAUGUGGUUUUGGCUACAGCAGACUGCCGGUAUUUCUCCGCUCACCAAUUUGUACUCUCAGCUUGUAGUCCCUACUUACACAAAAUGUUCUUCAUCGCUAGCAACAGUGUGAAAACUAAUAACAAGACAAUUAUAGUUCUUCCAUCUGAAAUAACCCACUCUACUCUGGGUAUUCUCCUUCAAUACAUUUACCGAGGGGAAGCGAUUGUCAGUCAUGACCAAUUACCGCACAUUAUGAGAGCUGCAGAAAUUCUAAAAAUCAGAGGCUUAUGUCAAAGUAAAGGACUGCAAGACGGGAACAGUGUUCACAAAAACAAAAAUAGUACAGAUGUAAGAAAUAUCACAGAAAAAACAACGCCCAAUCAAAGAGUUUUGAUUCCAGAAGUUAACUAUGGUUCUGAGUCAAAUGAAACAGAUAACACUGGUUCUAGUAAAUCUGUUCUGAGAAAUAAUCCCAAAACCUAUUCAAAACAACCACCAAACCCCACCAUAACAACUCCUCCAGAAAAGAAAAAGCUGAAGAGAAAUUCUGAGAGACCUUUAUUAGAAAUAAAUUCAAAUGAUGAGAUAACCAUAGAAGAUAAUAUGAUAGAAAAAAUUUUAGUUGGAGAAGAAAUCCAAGUGAAAGAAGAACCAAUUGAUUGGGAGGAACAGAAAAGUGCUGAUGAAAACAGGACAAAUGUAAAACAAGAAGUGGUUUCCGAAGAGGAAUUAGAGGUGGAAGAUAGUUGCUAUGUCCCUCUCACUUGCGACUUGUGCCAAGAAACGUUCAGUUCACCAGCACUUUGGGUGCGUCACAUUGAGCAAAAUCAUCCUACCACAGCCUUGGGAUUAAACAGACAGACUAAAGGGGAUGGGGACGGGUCAGGAGAAUAUAGUCCACUGAACUGUGAGCUGUGCCAACAAGUGUUCACAGUACCAGCUGAUUGGGUGAGACACAUCAAGAACCACACAGAAGAACAGCUGGCCCAAGCUAAUGAAACAUCUGACGCCUUAAACAGACAGAGGGGGCAGAUUGCUUGUCCGGUAUGUGGCAAGGUGCUUCAGUCGCAAGCUUCAAUGCAGAUUCACGCCCGCACUCACACUGGCGAAAGGCCGUACUUGUGUAAGACGUGCGGCCGUGAAUUUAACGUGAAAAGUAACUACUUGCGACACAUGCGAACUCUUCACGAUCAAAUAGUUAAUUCUAAUUCUGUUGAGUAAUUUGUUAUGUCUUGCUUUCGGCUCAAUUUGCUGGAGGGGAGUUUAUCUUUGGUUAUGAUUAUAGCACCGUUCAUAUCAUAACAUGAAGACUUUUAAAAUGUUUUAUUCUGGAUGUGACUGGCUUUUCUUUAGCCUUGUCUGAGAUGGAAACAAUUUAAUUAAUUUUAUUAAUACGUGUAAUUUGUUACCCUUAGCAUGAGAAAAAACUUUUUAUAAAUUAUAACGGUGUCAAGUCCUAUCUAUAUAUGGUAUAAAUGUUUAUGAAAUAUUAUUUUUUUUACUUAGAACCAACUGCUAACUUACAUUUAUUAAUUUGCCUUAAUCAAUAAGUUGAUUAGAUUCGAAAUAAAACCUUAAUUCGUAGGCCUACUAGUUAAGUAGGCUAUAAUGUGCUUGUGAAUAUCUGAUAAAUAUAAAUUUAACCUACGCCUAUAUUAUUGCAUAAAUUUAUAUUUUAAUAUGAUCUGAAUACAAAUAACAACAAAAUACUAAGCAAUUUAAGUUGUUUCCAUUAAAACGUUAUACCAUGGACAAAUAGAAUUAAAUAUCGAACGUCAGCAGUGCUGCGGUUGGCAUAAGUUCUGGCGUCCAUCGCUGAGAGCGCCAUGUAGUUGCGGCGCACAAGUUACGUAACUACAUGGCGCUCGCAGCGGUGGACGCCAGAAAUUAUGCUAACCGCAGCACUGCUGAUGCUACAUUUAAUUCUAUUUGUCUAUGGUUAUACUAUCUUACUAUAUUACCAUUGACUAUUGGAUACUGAAGUAUUAAUAUUUAAUUAUUUGUAUUGAUUGUCAAAGAUAUUACCCAGCAGAUUUUUUAUUGUAUUAUUAUCUUUGUAUUCUUGAAUUGUUCAUUGUUACAUACACAUUAUAAUUUAAGGUUUAGGAUAUAUUUAUUUGCUCAAAAUGUGAAUUCUUGCUAUGGCUAUUUCCCAUCAUUUGCUUUAGGCCUACUGUAAGCUUUAAAUGGUUAUGAUAGGCCAACAUCUUAUUUGCAAAUUGCUUUUAGUAAAAAAAAAAAAAAAAUCAAAUGACUUUCUAUAAAAUAAGUUCUAUAUAGUAUUGAUUUAAUUUGAAUAAAUUAAAAGUUUUGUCAGCGUUGAGUACAAGUUCAGAAUAAUUGUGAUUUUCUAAUUUUGAAAAAUUUAGUGACACCACAAGAGAGAUAAAAUACUAGGUAGUAGGCCUAUUACCCUAUUCAAAGCAAAUCUUGCCAACUUAAAACACUGUUCUAGAUAGAUGAACCAAUCAACCUAUACAAGAUUAUUUUAUCGAAACAGUCUUCAUUAAAUAAGUAUGCUGUUUUUGUUAUCAAAUCAAUCAUCUCUGAAAUACACACAUUUGCAAGUUGACAUCAUAGUGAGUCAAUGAAUACAUUGAGUGAUAUGAGUUGGUUAUCCACUUUUUACCGUUGUUUUUAGACCUAACUUACGUCGUCUACAAGGGUUUUCUUUAAAGAUUGUUUUUCUACUUCUGUAGUGUAUUCAAUGUUCAUGUACAAAUUUAUACCAACAUUAAAAUGUAUUUUGCU
This is a messenger RNA of Macrosteles quadrilineatus (aster leafhopper), 3194 nucleotides long. RefSeq names its product zinc finger and BTB domain-containing protein 17-like. The transcript is spliced from 5 exons. Bases 366 to 1664 code for a protein of 432 amino acids. Gene Ontology annotation, cellular component: nucleus. Lineage: Eukaryota; Metazoa; Arthropoda; Insecta; Hemiptera; Cicadellidae. Gene Ontology annotation, molecular function: protein binding. The record is from RefSeq and is a predicted model, not a curated record. Gene Ontology annotation, biological process: regulation of transcription by RNA polymerase II.